This is a messenger RNA of Oppiella nova, 1597 nucleotides long. NCBI's taxonomy places the organism in Eukaryota, Metazoa, Arthropoda, Arachnida, Sarcoptiformes, Oppiidae. The record is from the annotation of a GenBank genome assembly.
UUUUUUUCUUAUUUGUAUGUUUUAUGAAUUUAAAUGUGUAAAAAUAGAUCACAUGUUUAAAAUGAAUUUUGCAAAUAAAUGGUGUUUUGUAUUAAUGGUGUGUUUAAUUGAAAGGUUUGUUUGCGAUGAGAGUAAUAGUGUUGUCGUGAAUACGAGUUCGGGUGGAGUGAGGGGACAGACACUGAAUGUUGUGAAUCACUUCAUCAAUCAAUUCUUGAAUAUACCUUAUGCUGAGCCCCCGGUGGGCCCACGAAGGUUCAGUCCACCACAACCACUCAAAACACCUAAAAAGGAUAUAAUUGAUGGCACAGUGGAGGGUAACUCAUGCAUACAAAUACAAAGUCCAUUGUUUAUACAAUUGAUGGGUAAACUGACCACAAGUGAGGACUGUUUGGUGUUAAACAUAUGGACACCUAAUGUGGACAAAAGUGCAUCAAAAUCACAGUUAAAACCUGUUAUGUAUUGGAUAUACGGCGGGGCACUUACUGUUGGAUCAGUAUUUCAAAAGUUUUAUAACGGGAGUGUUUUGGCCACCAAUGAUGUGGUCAUUGUUUCCGUUAACUAUAGGGUCGGACAGUUAGGCUUUUUAUAUUUUUAUAACGGGAGUGUUUUGGCCACCAAUGAUGUGGUCAUUGUUUCCGUUAACUAUAGGGUCGGACAGUUAGGCUUUUUAUAUGGUGGCGAUCAGACAGCACCCGGUAAUCUGGGAUUUUAUGACCAACUGUUAGGACUGAAAUGGGUUCGAGAAAAUAUUCAUGAAUUCGGUGGAGACAAGGAUCAGAUCACUAUAUUUGGUGAGAGCGCCGGCAGUUGGUCCACAUCGGCACACAUACUCUCACCCCUAUCUAAGCGUCUAUUUAAGAGGGCUAUUGUCCAGAGCGCGGCUGAAAUGUUUCAUAAGGAUAGACCAGUUUUGGGAACUGUAGAGGCGUUGAGUAAAGCCAAGGAAACGGCCCGUAAAUUGGGUUGUGAUCCGUAUGAUUACAAAUGGUUGGGCUGUUUGCGAGCCAUUGAAAACCCGGACCUAUUUCUUGAGCCGACUGAGGCUGAUGUGGAUGUGAUGGCCGGUGCGACCAAAGACGAGGGUCAUGUGCUAGCCGUCAAACUCCAGAGAGAGAUCUACCAUAACAUAGACGUCCAGAAAAUAUCCGAUUAUUACCUCCAGAAUAGAGACCCCGAAAAUCCUAAUGACUUACAGCAAGCUUUCGAUCAACUUUAUGGUGAUAUGUUGAUAGUGUGCCCCACCUAUGGGUUUGCCAAAAGAUUUGUCAAAAGUGGUCGAGACACAAAUUUGUUUGCAAUGCUUGGUUGCGAUGAACAUACCAUAUGUCACGGCGCAGAACUCCCCUAUGUUUUUGGUGAUCCCGUUAGGACUCCUCAAAUGUUUACGGAAACGGAUUAUGAUUUCAGUUUAGAUAUCAUGAAGAUAUGGACUAAUUUUGCAAAAAAUAUAAAACCACACAAUGUUUGGCCGAAACUAAUAGACAUUUCGGACGCGAAUUCAGUGCCAAAAGUGAAAGACUUGAAUCCCAACGAUAUGUCACUUGUUUUGGACAAUCCUUACGGAGAUAUUUGUGAUGGAUUUUGGAGUGAAUAC